Striga hermonthica is the source of this 165-nucleotide messenger RNA. NCBI's taxonomy places the organism in Eukaryota, Viridiplantae, Streptophyta, Magnoliopsida, Lamiales, Orobanchaceae. The record is from the annotation of a GenBank genome assembly.
UCUAUAAAUCUUGCCAAAUCUAAUAUCUUCUUUUCUGGGAACACUCCUGAAUCUGUUAAAAAUUCUAUUUGUCUUAUUUUGAAUGGAAUUGUGGUGGCUAAGAGCUCCAAAUAUUUGGGGCUUCCUUUGGGGAUAGGGAGAAAUAAGAGAGAUACCUUUUCUUUU